Molecule: messenger RNA, 2601 nt
Organism: Phytophthora nicotianae INRA-310
Lineage: Eukaryota; Oomycota; Peronosporomycetes; Peronosporales; Peronosporaceae
Exons: 1
Coding region: 1-2601 (866 amino acids)
Source: RefSeq, a predicted model, not a curated record
AUGUCAACGCUAGAUCAAGGGAAUGCGCCGACAUCGGCCUCAUUGACCAGCAAACGGAGUCUGCGCAAGCUGGAACGAAGACCUCCUGUCCACGAUGGCUCUCGUGAGGUGGCCGGGGCUCGGGAUCGCCAGGACGCGUACAUCGGUGAAGACCUCUUUGAUGGAAAAGGUCUCGACUUUCUCGACCGCCUCAGUGGUGGGCGUAGUCGAAACAUUCUGGACUAUUUGGCGAUCGAUGUUGAUAACAAAAAUGCUGAUGACAAGGAGAACAGUGACGUGGUCAAUAACAGUGAUGAACGAAAAUUAUACAGCGGUGAGCUCCGUUCCACAAGACACCAGUCGAUCCCAGCUCCGACUGGCGCAGUGAUGAUCAACCCUAACGAGAUCGACUCUGAUCAGUUGGGUCAGAUCGUGGCGGAGGAGGCCGAACGCAAGCAAAAAGCUCGUGCCGAGAAGGAAUUGGCUUGGCAAAAAGUGAGACAGCUUUUAAUUGAGGAAGAGGAGAAAGCUUCGUCGAGCAUCGGCAGUAUAAGCGUGGACUCGUCACGUGGCGAUAAGGACGAAGACAACAUCAACACGGUGAAGCUGCUCGAUUCCUUGGUUAGAUCUGGCGCCGAUGACUUCUCUUACAACCGCAGCGUAUCGUCCGAUGUGGACGCUGCUCCAGUUGUGGAUUCGUCACUUGCUCAGUCUCAAAUGUCGGCAUCGAACAGCAGCACCAGCGCUGAUUCCACCCCAGAGGUGAAGGAGAUGAAGGAGCCAACGUUCGCACGACACAUCGACCGAAUGGGUACCAAGAUUUCAAAGUUCCUGAAUCGCGGACAGGCAUCGGACGACGAAAGCAGCGAUUCACUCAAAUUCCGUCGCUUCCACGAACAUUUUGUUGCUGGCAAAUCGUCCGUUCGAUUGGCGCUGCUAGCGACGCUGGAGCAAGUCACUCGAACUGUUCAAAGAGCGGAACUCUCCGAGGCAUCCAUGGUUCAGAUUUCUGCUCUGUUGACCUCGAUCGACCAGAUCGCUCGCGAGGAUAUGAACAAGAAGAACGGUCAGCAGAAACGAGGGUUUCGACGUCUUUCGAGCUCUCAGUGGCCCAAGACCAGCAACGAUUCCGGUGACCAGGAACCAGCGCCUAAGACACAAUCGGAGAACUUGACGAACUCGUCGAACUCGUCGACGUCAUCAGCAAUCAUUGAGACUUUGCAUGCCCGAGUUGUGCCUACAGCGUUGAACUCGUUCAAGGCUUUCGACGCAGCACAAGACUUGGGUGAUACUCUCGCAGCUUUCAGUAACCUGCUUAAUGACUGCGGUCUCAUCGGUGUCAAAGGGGACGAGCCGUGGCAUGUAUUUUUCCACAUCAAGGCUGCGGUUUACAGCAAGCUGAGCUUCCGCCACAAGCAGCUCUUUAAGUUGAUCGAUGCGCGGUUUAACCUGGAUGUGUACACCAGAAAACAUGCUGCCAGGAAGCGUGUCUGCAUCGUUGGUGCUGGACCAGUUGGCCUCCGUGCUGCAGUCGAAACUGCAUUACUUGGUGGCCAGGUGAUUGUGUUGGAAAAGCGUGAGCACUUCAGUCGCGAAAACAUGCUUCACCUGUGGCCGUGGGUGGUUCAGGACUUGGUCUCUCUUGGUGCAAAGGUCUUUUUCCCGCAGUUUGGCAAGUCGAACUCACAUUUCCACGUCAGUAUGCGGCAGUUGCAGGUUAUCUUACUCAAGAUCGCGCUGCUACUGGGUGUGACAGUGUAUCCAUCCACUGAAUUCGAGUCCAUCGUGUCUCCGGGUCUGGAGGAGAGUGGUGGUUUACCUUUCUACUCUGUAGUGACUCAGCCGCAGAUCCCAACGAUGGAAUUCACAGCAGUGCUGAGUGCUUCCGGAACGAGCGAUAAGCUAGCCAAACCCGCUGGUAUCAAUCGGUUUGUGUACAGCAACAAGGAAUCUCUGGGUAUCGUUUGUUACUUCCCAAACCUCGGAACUUCUGACGAGACCAAAGCCAAGGAGUUCUCGUGGACGGCUCAGCUUAAACACCCGAUGCUCGACAAGUUGCGGGAAUUUGGAUUUGAUCUGGAAAACGUCGUAUACUACCGUGGCGAGAUGCACUACCUGGUGAUGACUCCCAAGCGCCAGAACUUGGUUGACUUUCGUGUUGUGAAUGAAGACCGUCCAAGCACAACAGAUCUGGUUAUGGACGAUAACAUCAACAACAGUGCAUUGCACGAGUUUGUCAAGAGUAUUGUCGACUUCGCUGGUAUCCCGAGAAAAACCGACUUCACACGUGUCAGUUUGUUCGAUUUCAGCUCUCUCACAUGUGCUGACAAGGCUGCGAGUAUCCUCUCGUCACACGGUAAGAAGCUUUACGUCGGUCUCAUUGGUGACUCGUUGCAAGAGCCCGUAUGGCACGAAGGUGUGGGAACCUGUAGUGGUUUCUUGAGUGCCCUUGAUGGUGUGUGGAUGGUGACACAGAUCGGCAGGACGUCCGACGAACAGCUUCUGGAUGACCGCGAAUCCGCGUACCAAGUGACGAUGCGUCUAUCAAGUCACCACCGCGACGACUUGCAGAAGAAUGUGCGCAAGUACACCGUAGAUCCCAGAUCGCGUUACACAGUCUAG